AUUUAUUGUCCAAGGUAAACCACGACUUUCCGUGACGUUUCCAUCUUCUUCUGAAGUCUAGCCCUUUCUAUUCUUGCUUAUAAAGUGUGAAAAUGUAAGAAAUUCUAGAGCAAGCUUUGGAUCUCCCCCUCUCUAUACAUAUAUAGACACGCUUGUUUCUUUUGGCUUUCCAAGGAGAGGAGGGGUACAUUGGUCGAUAAAGUCUCAACUCUUUGAAUCAUAUCAAAACUGAUCAAUGGCAAUGAAGCAAAAAAUAGUGUUCAAGGUACAGAUGAAUUGCGAGAGAUGUAGGAUUAAGACGCUCAAGGUUGUGUCGGAUGCAGAUGGUGUGGAUUCUAUGGGAUUUGAAGGAGAGAGGAGGGAGAACGUGGUUGUGAUCGGAGAUGGAGUUGAUGCUGCUACUCUAGCCAGCAGGUUAAGGAAGAAAGUUGGGCACACUGAAAUUAUCAGUGUUGCCCUGGCGAACUGAAAGACAGACAAGGCUACUAGCUCCAACCUUAAUUAGCUUAGCUUUCAUGAAAGAAUUAAAACUAUUCUAAAAUCUUUGCUGUAUAAGAUCAUGUGGCGCAAAGAGAUCUGAUUGAAAUAAAAUUUGUUUUGCGUUAGUUAGUUCGGUCCCUGCAACCCUAUAGAAUAGUCUUCUUUGGAGUUGACUGUAUUAAUUAAUUAAUGUAGCCCUUAUAAAUUCAAUAAUAAUAAUAAUAAUAAUCCAUUUCCA
Molecule: messenger RNA, 718 nt
Organism: Populus nigra (black poplar)
Lineage: Eukaryota; Viridiplantae; Streptophyta; Magnoliopsida; Malpighiales; Salicaceae
Product: heavy metal-associated isoprenylated plant protein 47-like
Exons: 3
Coding region: 236-469 (77 amino acids)
Molecular function (GO): metal ion binding
Source: RefSeq, a predicted model, not a curated record